Messenger RNA from Rhizophagus irregularis DAOM 181602=DAOM 197198, 887 nucleotides. NCBI's taxonomy places the organism in Eukaryota, Fungi, Glomeromycota, Glomeromycetes, Glomerales, Glomeraceae. The record is from RefSeq and is a predicted model, not a curated record.
UUAUCACGAAAAGCUGAUUGUUUUUAAAUCUAUAUUCUUGAAGAACCUUUUUUUAUAAAAUUGUACAGAUCAUGGGUGAAGGAACAUAUUACGAAAUUUUAGGCAUUGAGGCUAAUGCCACAGAAGACGACAUUCGUAAGGCUUAUAGAAAACAAGCUUUAUUAUGGCACCCUGAUAAGAAUGUUCAGAGAAAAGAAGAAGCAGAAGCAAAAUUUAAACUGAUCGCUGAAGCAUAUGAAGUGUUGAGUGAUCCUGAAAAAAAACAAGUUUACGAUUUAUAUGGUGAAGAAGGGCUUAAAAAUAAUGGUUCUAGUCAAGAUUAUGAUUUCAGACCAAAUUUCGGUUUUCAGUUUCAUGAUCCUAGAGAAAUAUUUAAUAGUUUCUUUAAUGGAAGAGAUCCAUUUGCUGAAAUGUUUGGAAACCAAUUCUUUGGUGGUGGUGGUGGUUUUGGACGCAUGCCUGGUUUCGGUACAAGAUCUCCAUUUGAUGAUGAUGAUGGUUUUUUUUCCAGCCCAUUUGGUAAUUUUGGACCGUCAGGAUCAUCAUAUUCAUUCUCGUCGUCGUCAUCAUCAUCGUCGUCUGGAGGAGGUCAAGGUGGAUUCGUGAGUCGUUCAAUAAGUACAAAAAUUAUUAAUGGUGUUGCAACAACAGUCACUAAAACAGUGGAUGCACAGGGUAAUGAAACAGUUAUCACGGAAACUUCUGAUGGAAAACGACAAACUCUUGUGAAUAAUCAACCACGAGAACAACAACGAGCAAUUGAUGAUGGUCGAAGGACUACUAAUAUACCUAUUCAAGAUGUGAAUUCAUAUUACGCACAACGUCAACAACCUCAAUUUCAACAACCUCAACAAUUUCAACAAUUUCAACAAUUUCAACAAUAUCAA